Messenger RNA from Toxorhynchites rutilus septentrionalis, 4018 nucleotides. It is a transcript of the gene mus301, whose product is annotated as helicase POLQ-like. NCBI's taxonomy places the organism in Eukaryota, Metazoa, Arthropoda, Insecta, Diptera, Culicidae. The transcript has 8 exons. Gene Ontology annotation, molecular function: ATP binding; nucleic acid binding. Bases 119 to 3808 code for a protein of 1229 amino acids. The record is from RefSeq and is a predicted model, not a curated record.
UCUGGUUGGCUCGCGCGCAUCAGAUCAAAACAAAACAGGAGAGGUACCGUUAUUUUCAUUUGUGCAAUAUUUAUUUAGUGCCGUUGCAAUAGUUUUCGCGAUGUAAAAAGUCGCAUUGAUGUCGCCAAAUCGUACCAAUCGAUCCACAGGUGACAAAAUGCAACCAACUCAAAAGACUUGGUUGUUCAAAAUGCCUGAUGUCCGGCCGAGGCCCGGUAUCGGUCCGAUCGAUUUUGCAGUCGGGAAAAAAUGUUCCAGCAAUUCCCCACCCAAAAAUCCGUUUUGCAGGAAGCCAACGAAAGCCGUCGGGAAGAGAGGUACCGAUGAUGUUGCCAAGAGUUUAAUGGAUAUGGACGAUACGUUGCUGAAUGCGGUAGAUUUGGCAAACAUCGAGCAGUUGGCUGUUCCACACUGUUCCAAGGUGACGACACCUCCGGGAAGUAAAACAAUUCUGAGAGAGUCUCGCUUCCAGUCACCGGCAUCAUCUCCAAUACCAAAGAAAACAAAAACAUCGAAUGGUUUCAUUAUAUUAGAUAUGACCGUUUCAGCUUCAUCUGAUUCACCCGAGUUGAAUCGACAAAAAACUCCUGUCAGGAAACUUCCUAGUUACGCGCGUUCCGAGAAACCAAAAUCAAAUGUUGCCACUCCAACUCCACCCGUUGAUGCGGAAGACAAAUCUCGCCAGGCUUUGGACGAAAAAUCGUUGGAAGAGGCAUUAAAAAGUUUGGAACAAAGUACGGCGCUUGUUUCAAAAACGUUCACCUUGAACCGAGAAAACGGAGACAUGCUCUCCGAAGAGGAAGACGACCCGCUUCCAUGCUAUCAACAAUCAAACGAAGGCAUCUGUGCAAGCCAAAUGUUCAUGGAGGAGGCCAAUCGGAUGGGCCAAAAGAGUCUCACCCGGGUUGGAACGCCGCUGAAUUCGAACGACACCUAUUCGAUUGUGAAGAACAGCAGUCUCUGCUCGCAAUACAUCAGAAUGGCGCGGACGAUGGUGGAGGAGAACCACGCGAACAUUCUGGACGAUCAGGUCGAUACUCAGCUCGCGAGAAAUUACGAUUCAAGUCAGCAGCAACGGGAAGUAGAGCGGGUGUUUGCAGAAUGCGAGCGGACGCUAAUUGAUGUUAGUAAUAUAGAACUGCAGCCAAUUGAUGAAGCGGUCCCAAAUAUUGACGACAUUAACUGGGAAACGGACGUGACGAUUGCUGGAGGUGGCGGUGGCCAAAAAGAACCGGACAAUAGAAGCAUACUGAAUACUAUUUUCAAUAAACGAUCUUCACUUCCAACGGAUUCUAGUAAAAAGCGAACAAUAACGUCAUAUUUUCAGGACAGAGGGCCGUUUUUUGGUCUGCCUUCGAAGGUGAAACUUCUUUUGAAAAAUUACCGCAGAAUCGAGGAUAUGUAUGAUUGGCAGAAGGAAUGCCUCAGUUUACCAGCUAUCGGUGAGCGAAAUAAUCUCAUCUAUGCUCUGCCCACCAGCGGUGGGAAAACACUGGUGGCAGAGAUAAUCAUGUUCCGCGAGAUUCUCCUCCGCCAGCGAAACGCCAUGUUUAUCGUUCCGUAUGUCUCACUGGCGCAGGAAAAGCUAGAAGCGCUGUCACCAUUCGCGGUGGAACUGGGAUUCCUAGUGGAAGAAUACAGCGGUGGCAAGGGAAUGAUUCCUCCACGGAAGCGCAGAAACAAACGUUCGAUCUUCGUUUGCACUAUCGAAAAGGCACUGGUACUGCUGGACAGUUUGAUUGAAGCGGAACGGGCGAAUGAAAUCGGGCUGGUGGUGAUCGACGAGUUGCAUAUGAUCGGUGACGCGCCGAGAGGAGUCAAUUUGGAGAUAAUGAUUACUAAGAUUCAGGCGAUCGAAGCGGGCAUACAGAUUGUGGGGAUGAGUGCAACAAUAGGAAAUCUCAACGAGAUUGCUAAGUUCCUGUUGGCGGAUAUUUACUGCCGCGACUUUCGACCAGUGGAGUUGAAGGAAUACGUGAAGUGUGGAGAUGAAAUGUUGGAGAUCAACAGCAAAGCCGACAAAUUGGAGGAUGCUUUCAGUAAUAAGCGAGCGGUGGAUUUUGGCUACACGGAAGAGCAGCGGCGAAUCGAUCCGGAUCAUAUGAUAGGACUGGUGGUGGAAGUUAUACCGAACGCUUCGUGCCUUGUCUUCUGUCCAACCAAAAGGCAAUGCGAACAGCUGUGUGCGCUGUUAACCGAGUAUUUGCCAAGAGAGCUGCUGGAUUAUCGAGUCGAUGAGAAGGAGGAACUGAUAAACCAACUCCGAAGCGGGGGUUCCACGUCCGACUCUCUGCCGCAGGCAUUCCGUGUUGGCAUCGCCUACCAUCAUGCGGGGUUAACUUUCGACGAGAGGAAACUCAUCGAGGAUGCGUACCGGAUGGGAAUCAUCUCGCUUAUCAUCAGCACGUCCACCCUGGCGGCCGGGGUGAAUCUGCCGGCCAAACGAGUCAUCAUCCGGUCGCCUUUCAUCGCAACGAAUUUCCUCACGCUGAGUCGCUACAAGCAGAUGGUGGGUCGAGCUGGCAGGGCCGGUUUCGGCGAACACGGUGACAGUAUUUUGAUUUGCUCGCAAAAGGAUAUCCAAGCGGUGUGUGGUCUGCUCUGCUCGCCAAUGGACGAGGCAAAUUCCUCGCUCCAUACGGAGGAAUUUGUGUUUUUGAAAAACCUGGUACUCAGUACUAUUGGGCUGGGCAUAUGCACCAGUCGGAACGAUGUGCAGCGAUUCGUUACGAAGACACUGCUGGCAAUACAGGCCGAUCGACUUGGGGUGAAUCUGCGGAAGGCAACCGAUCAAGCGCUGAUGUCCUUGUACAAGGAGAACGCUAUCAAAACGAAAACUGAUGCUUGCCUGCGCAAUCCAGCGAACAUGACUAUUCAGAUCAACGAAGCGGAGGUAACUCAGGCGGAAAUUGAAUUGACAGGAAGCAAAAACGGAGUGAAAGAUUUGGUUGUGAUGCGUAUGACAGAUGGAUCCUCCCAGGCGGGAAAAUUAGUCAAGACGUUCAGUAAAAGUUCCCGGCUGGAGGUGAAUCGUCUCGGGAAAGCUGCAAUUCGGGCCGGGUUCCAUAUGGCGAAGGCGAUUAGAUUUUACGAUGAGAUGAAACGAAUCGGCGAAAGGUUAAACGUGCUCGACGAACUGCAUUUGCUGUACGUAAUUGUGUUGGACGAUGGCGGGGAGUUAAGACCGACCGUUAAUGAUUACAUCUCCUUUUUUAAUAAGCUGUCGAAAGAAGAUUAUAGAACAGCGAAAAGGUUCAACAUUGGAGAGUAUACAAUCUCGAAAAUUCUAAGCAACCGAACAGUACCUUCAGACAUGCUCCAAACGGUGCGACGGUUCUACCGAAUGCUGAUCGUGUACGACUUGUGGAAUCUGAAACCUCCCCAGGAGGUAGCACUCAAGUUUAAAGUGGACGCCGGUUCCAUCCAGACUCUGAUGACUAAUGCCGCCUCCACCGCAUCCAGCUUGCAUCGAUUUUGUGAGGAAAUCCAGGAGCUGUGGGCCUUCCACAAGCUACUGGCCACCAUGGUUCAACGCUUGUCCCAUUGCUGCACAGCAGAGCUGAUCCCGCUGAUGGAAUUGCCAGCGGUUAAAAUAGCUCGAGCACGACAGCUUUAUCGCGCCGGUUUCACUUCACUGACUUCGAUUGCCAAGGCGAAGUCCAGAGAUAUAGUGGAAUCACUCGAGAACAUAAGCUACCGGACGGCAAAUCAGUUGAUUUUGAGCGCUAAGGCAAAGCUAAUGGAAGAGGUCGAAGCACUGAAAGAUCAAGCUGCAGAAUAUAUGUUUCUUCUUAGUACACAAAACUGACGACAGAAACUAGCGUGAAGCGCUUUGCCAACAUACGCAUCGCCCGGUUCCCAUAAAUGAACACAUCUCCGGAUAGAUUAUUAUUUUGUCAAUUAAUUGUAUACUCUUUACUCUAAUUUAUUAUAAUAAUAAUGGCUUUAGAUUUACAUCUGAAGUUUGGAAAAUAAUUUAAAAUUGACAAACUUUGCUAAGGCACGAUCAGUGAUUAUA